AUGGCGGCAAGGAAAAGAGGAGAGCUUUUUACUAUUUUGGAAACUAGCACUGACACGGAAAGCAACGCGGUAUCCGACGGCGAGGACUGUCCGCUAAAUCUCCCCGUCGAUGUGAAGUGGUUCGAGAUUCCUUUCCGAAAGUCCGAGUCGGACGAGGAAGACGAAGAAGUGCACGAGAACAAGGGGGAGUCUGAGCUGGAGAGCGCAGCGGCGGCUGAAGAGACUGCGGACUCAGCCAGCUACAUCGCGGGAGGCGGCUGCAAUAUCAUUUUGGUCACUGGAAAUGGCAUCAAGCACGAAGAGUACGAGGAGGACUCUUAUUUUGCGACUUCCAAUAAUUGCUCUGAAACCUCCUCGACCGAUUCAGAUAUCGAUUUUUCCGAUUUAGAAGAGGAAGAGCGGCCAGAUUUAUUCAGCAGCACCUAUGAUGUUUUAGACGACGAAUGCACUUCUUCGGAUUUCUGGGGAGAGCCUGACCAGGUAAUAUCAAUUGAGCCAUUCGCAGCUGACAGUGGCCCUCAGCACUCGCUAGGGGAUGAUGCUGACACUUUAGACUAUUUCCGGUUGCUCUUCCCAGAUUCAUUGUUUGAACACAUGGUAGAACAAACAAACAACUACGCCAUCUAUCGGCAAAGGAGAAGUGGUCGGUCAGACGCCCACUGGCACCCAACUGACAUCAGAGAAAUGAAGGCAUAUGUUGGUCUUAACAUUCUAAUGGGUAUCAAUCAGCUACCGGAAUAUGGCAUGUACUGGGCGAGUGACAUUUUCAUAGGGAAUGCUGGAUUCAAAAAAACAAUGACUGCUCGACGCUUUGAAAAACUCAACCAAAACUUGCACCUGUGCGACCGUGAGUCAGAGCCUUGCAAAGGUGAGCUGGGCUAUGAUGGACUUUACAAAAUACGCCCCCUGCUGGAUAUGGUUGGAAAUACCAUGUGGGAUGCAUACUUGCCUAACCGCUGUUUGACUAUUGAUGAGUGUGCUAUUUCCACAAAGGGACGCUUUUCCCCGACGCAGUACAUGCCGUCCAAGCCUUUACGUAAGGGACUCAAGGUGUGGAUGCUUUGCGAUUCCCGUUCGGGCUACUGCCACCGCACUCGUAUUUAUGUUGGGAAGCCUAGCGAUGAUCUGGCCGCUGCUGCGGUAGGCCACAAGGUCGUGACAUCUUUGGUGAGGGGGCUUGAGGCUCGUCACCACCAUCUUUUCAUGGACAGCUUUUUCACGUCUGUUCCCCUGCUGCAGCAUCUGCUGCAUCAAGGGCUCUACGCCUGUGGCCCCACCAACCCUUGUCGCCGUGGCUACCCCGACACUCUCAAACCUCGCAAUGUCGGAAAGCUAGCACCUGGGGAAUUCUAUCAGUGUCAACAUGGCAACCUUGUGGCCACCGUAACGAGGGAUGCUAAAAUCGUUAGCUGCCUGUCAUCUAACUCAGCGCCUGGCAUUGUGGGCAUCGGGCCGGGCAAGGGGGAAGGAGAUGCUAGAGAUGGAGAUUGCACUGAUAUGGUGGGGCUUGGGAUACCACGUCCCCUCCCUUUACUUUUAUAUCAGGAGAACAUGAGGGGUGUUGACUUGUGCGACCAGCUUAGGGAGUGCUACCAGGUUGGGAGGCCGUGCAAAAAAUGGUGGCGCUUCUUCUUGUGGUUUUACAUAAACCUCUGCAUUGUCAAUUCCUACCUGAUUUUGCGCGAGAGUCGAAGAAGGUCACCACCGGCGGGGUUUAACGGUAAACAGUUCACACAACGUCAUUUCCGUAUUCGCCUGGCACAGCAGCUGAUUGGUGACUACCAGGGGGCACGGGGCAUGGAGCGGGCUGCCCGUAAACGGCACGCAGACUCGCCCUUGGAGUACGGGCACCGGCUUGAGCGCAUGUCAGAACGCUCACGUCGCUGUCGGAACUGCACAAACAAAGGCCUGAGACACGAGAGUGUGUUCGGCUGUAAGAUCUGCAACGUGCACCUGUGUAGGGGAGGCUGCUUCAGUGAAUUCCAUAAAUAA
Messenger RNA from Misgurnus anguillicaudatus (oriental weatherfish), 1992 nucleotides. The record is from RefSeq and is a predicted model, not a curated record. Lineage: Eukaryota; Metazoa; Chordata; Actinopteri; Cypriniformes; Cobitidae.